AUGAGUUCUCCCAACGAUGACAUGGAAAUGGAAAAAAUUGCUGAGGAUGAACUGUCUAAAUUACAAAGACAGUUUCGUGUCAUGGAAAUAGACCGUUCGAACGUUACAAGCAGCGUACAACCGACCCUCAGAGUUCAGGCCAACAUCAUCCACUCCCUAUCCACUGAGUUGGACAACAUCAUGACUGAAUUGAGAUUGACAAAGAGCACUUCCAAUCUCCUUGAUAAUGCAAAAACGCGACAACAACUGAUAACAUUACUAAAAGAGCAUGAGAAUUGCUCCAGUGACGUAAAAGAGCAUCGCGCCACUAUCAAGGAGUUAAACUUCCUCUUGAAACAAGUCCAGAAAGAGAUCAAGGGUCUAAGAGCGAAAGGAGUUGGUUUUGAAAAGGACUAUGCUGGCACUUUGUCUAACCAAACGAUCAUCAGCCAGUUGGAAAAUCGCCUUAAUACCGCAAUGAAAAAGUUCAACACGGUGAACAGUGACAACUACGCUAUGAGACUCGAAAUCGACCGUCUCUUGCGCGAUCGUCAAUACUUCAACACGAUGUGGAAAGGUCAGAUCAAGCGGCUGAUGGAAGGUAAAGGUCAGAUCCUUGAGCUGGUGGAACAAGCGAUCACUACGUACGAUCAGCGCGAAGAGUGGUGCUCUAAGCUCGACGCGUUGAAAGAGAAAGCUGCAUUGGAUUAUAGAAAGCAUUGUUUGGAAGUACGCGAACUCCAACGUCAGCUCGACCAUAGCAUGAAGUUGGAGGAGUUCCUGCGCACAAAGGGCACGGUGCGUCUUACUGCUGCCGAUGCCAAGGCUGAGGCGAAGAAACAAGAGCAGCAGGAGCAAGAGAUACGGGCUUACAACAACUACAUCAAUAUACUGGAUGCCAUUAGGGAGUACACGGGAGAUGACGAUGUGGACAAGUUAAUUCAAGAGUUCACACGGCGCGAAGAGGAGAAUUAUGCGCUCUUCAACUAUAUCAACGAGGUCAACACUGAACUCAAAAAUUUGAGCGACAACGUAAAGAUGCUGCAAAUUAGUAUCCAGGAUGAACACGCGAAACAUCAAGCGAAGUUAUUUAAACAACAAGACAGCAUAGAAACACUCAAAGGGACGUUGGAAGACCGUCGUAUAGCCAACGUGGACCUUCGGGAAGCGUAUGACAAGACCAGCCAAGUGCUGCAUACUCUUUUGCAAGAAGUGCAGACUUUGGCGCUGUCAUCAGAGUGCGAAUCUUUGCCAUUACUGAAAUUGUUGGGCAAAACAUUGGACAUUAACACGACCAACGCACGCCUCUACAUUAAGGGCUUGGAAAAGAAGAUAACAGAGAUGGUUGACCUCAUUAAAUUCGAUGAGAUCGUCCAACGUCGGGCGGAAAGCAAGGAACGAACUCCGCCCGCCACACGUCGGCGACGCCGUGCCCCGGCAUCCCCGCGACCACCUUCACACCAACCCAUUCUAGCACGCUCUUAA
Messenger RNA from Pararge aegeria (speckled wood butterfly), 1464 nucleotides. Its product is annotated as coiled-coil domain-containing protein 63-like. The record is from RefSeq and is a predicted model, not a curated record. Bases 1 to 1464 code for a protein of 487 amino acids. NCBI's taxonomy places the organism in Eukaryota, Metazoa, Arthropoda, Insecta, Lepidoptera, Nymphalidae. The transcript has 10 exons.